AUGUCUGGACGCAGAUUGGAGGGCAAAAUCGUAAUUAUAACAGGCGGAGCAAGCGGGAUCGGGGCUGAGUCCGUUAGGUUAUUUACGGAACACGGUGCUCGAGUCGUUAUAGUCGACGUACAAGACGAGCUAGGUCAAAACGUUGUCGUUUCGGUAGGAGAAGACAAGGCGAGUUAUUACCAUUGUGACGUCACGAACGAGACAGAAGUUGAAAACGCCGUUAAGUACACCGUCGAAAAACAUGGAAAGCUUGACGUUCUGUUUAGUAACGCCGGAGUUAUAGAGAUGUUUUCAAGCAUCCUUGACUUAAACCUUGUUGACUUAGACCGAACAAUGGCUAUUAACCUCCGCGGUGCAGCCGCAUUCAUUAAGCAUGCGGCACGUGCCAUGGUGGAGAAAGGCACCCGCGGCUCCAUCGUUUGCACCACCAGUGUCGCGUCUGAGAUCGCCGGAACCGCACCACACGGCUACACGGCAUCCAAGCAUGGACUAUUGGGAUUGAUCAAAUCGGCAUCAGGUGGAUUGGGACAAUAUGGGAUAAGAGUAAACGGUGUUGCUCCGUUUGGGGUUGCAACGCCGUUAGUAUGUAACGCUUUCAACAUGGAGUCACACUUGGUGGAGGAAUUGACGUUAGAAUCGGCGAAUCUAAAAGGUAUCGUGUUGAAAGCUCGCCACGUGGCAGAAGCUGCUCUGUUUUUAGCAUCCGAUGAUUCGGCUUACGUUAGCGGACAGAACCUAGCCGUUGACGGUGGUUACACGGUGGUUAAGCCGUAG
Molecule: messenger RNA, 774 nt
Organism: Arabis nemorensis
Lineage: Eukaryota; Viridiplantae; Streptophyta; Magnoliopsida; Brassicales; Brassicaceae
Source: the annotation of a GenBank genome assembly